AAAAAAAAAAAAAUAGCAAAGAAAUUCACACACGUAUAGAAAAAAGCGCAGCAGUGAAAAUGAAAUGGCAAUAAUGUGGUAAAGCCAAAGCCCUCCCUCCCCUCUCAAAAAAUAAAAUAAAAUGAAAAUGAAAAAUAAAUAAAAAUAAAAUAUGGCAACUGUGGAGCUAUAAAAAAAAUGCCAAAAAUGUGAAAAGUAUUGGAAUAUGAGAAUCCAACAAUUUAACGAAUAUAAAAAAUCAAAGGAACAGAAGCAGCGCCCGAAAGGCAGAACCAAAUAUUUCUCAGCAUAUUCAUGUAAAAACUAAAAAAAAAAAAAAACAGAAUAAUUCGGAGAGGAACAACAACAAGAAGAACAACAGCUACAAAAACAAAAACAACAGCCUGAGCAGCAGCAAUAAAAUCAAGAGCGUGCAAGGCGCGAGAGCCAAAGCACAAGCAAAAGCACUCGAUAAAAAGUUAUUAGCAAAAACAUAAAUACGUAACUUGCUCUCUGGACUCUCGCUCCCUCUCUCAUUCUCUUCCGCACUCUCUGACUGUCACUGUGAAAAGGGCGCCCAACGCCAACGCGCAGCCCAACUGUUCUGCGAGCGUGUAUGUGUAUGUGUGUGUGGGAGAGGCAGAACGAGACGGACUGUAGGUAGGUCAGUGGCAGUGGGCGGCAGCCUAGCAGCAGCGCCAGCGCCAGCGGCAGCGGCAGCUGUGGCAGCUACGCCAACGCCAACGCCAAACGCCAAACGCCAACAUCAACUGUAAAUUGCAAAGGGCAGCAUGUCCUGCACCGUUUCCGAAAUGCCCAGCGGCUGUCGCUUGCGCGGCAUGAAUGCAUCCUCACAGAGCGCAGCUGCAGCUGCGGCCGCGGCGGCGGCCAACAAUGGCAAUGGGAACGGCAGCAAGGAGAGCGUCGGUGUUGGAGCUGGCAGUACCGCAGCGGGCGGUAACGGCGGCACAACGGGCACCAGCACAACGCUGCAGGGCAGCGUGAGCGCCACAUCGAAUGUGCUGCAGGAGUCAAAUGCGCCGCUGCAACGGCCACAAACACAGAAGCCGUGUUGCUUUUGUUGGUGCUGUUGUUGUUCCUGCUCCUGGGCUAAAUGUCUUGCCAUCAAGAAUGCGGAUGAAAAUGCGCCCACCAAACGUGAUCUCGUUAGCGCCGAAUUCCUAGAUGGCGAUCAACCCACAUUAGAAGAAAUACGUAGUUGGGGUAAAAGCUUUGAUAAACUAAUGACGAAUUCAAAUGGUCGCAAAGUCUUUCGUGAUUUUCUACGGAGCGAAUUUAGUGAGGAGAACAUACUGUUCUGGUUAGCCUGCGAGGAUCUGAAGAAGGAGAACAGCCCCGAGGUGGUGGAGGAGAAGGCGCGCCUGAUAUAUGAAGACUAUAUAUCGAUACUAUCGCCGCGUGAGGUGUCGCUCGAUUCGCGAGUGCGGGAGAUUGUCAAUCGGAAUAUGAUUGAGCCGACGACUCGCACCUUUGACGAAGCUCAAAUACAAAUAUAUACGCUGAUGCACAGAGACUCAUAUCCCAGAUUCCUAAACUCGCAAAAGUACAAGACACUCGCUCAACUGCAAGACAAUUCGAAUGCCGGCUCCAAGGCGGAUAGUCCCACUUAGAAUGUUAUUUAACUGAUUUCGGACUUUCUUUUAACUUUAGUAUUCUUUAUUAUUUGUUUGGGAUGAUCCUUAGAGUCGAGGCGACAACUGUAGCCGCUGUCCUGCCGUCGUUCGCUCAGCUUUUAUUUAAAAAAAAAAAAAAAAAAAAAAAAAAAAAA
Messenger RNA from Drosophila arizonae, 1768 nucleotides. It is a transcript of the gene Dhit, whose product is annotated as regulator of G protein signaling double hit. Lineage: Eukaryota; Metazoa; Arthropoda; Insecta; Diptera; Drosophilidae. The record is from RefSeq and is a predicted model, not a curated record.